This is a messenger RNA of Impatiens glandulifera, 1088 nucleotides long. Its product is annotated as probable carboxylesterase 8. The record is from RefSeq and is a predicted model, not a curated record. NCBI's taxonomy places the organism in Eukaryota, Viridiplantae, Streptophyta, Magnoliopsida, Ericales, Balsaminaceae. Gene Ontology annotation, molecular function: hydrolase activity. The transcript has a single exon. Bases 43 to 1026 code for a protein of 327 amino acids.
UCUUCCUCUCUUUUUUCUACCUUAUCCAACCAACCAACAACAAUGGCGGAUAAGCAAUCCUCAGAAGAAACAUCUUUGAAUCCACACAAAUUUCUGAAAAUCAUUCAAAACCCAGAUGGUUCUCUAACAAGAUCAAAUCAUAUCCCAUCAAUUAAUCCAUCUCAAGAAGAAACUCAAAUCACUCUAACUAAAGACAUCCCUCUAAACCCAACAACCAAAACAUUCAUCCGCAUCUUCCUCCCCAACCCCAACCAUAUUCCUCAAUCCAAAACCAAACUCCCCAUCCUAAUCGAUUUCCACGGCGGUGGUUUCAUACUCUUCAGCGCCACCACUAAACCCUUCCACGAUUCCUGCAUUUCCAUGGCAGCUCACAUCCCAGCCAUCAUCCUCUCCGUCGAAUACCGUCUCUCGCCGGAAAACCGUCUCCCGGCACCAUACGAAGACGCCGUCGAUUCCCUACUCUGGCUCCAAAAUCAGGCCGACGGCGGCGAACCGUGGCUGACAAAAUUCGCAGAUUUCUCAAACUGUUAUCUAAUGGGUAGUAGUUCAGGAGGAAAUAUCGCGUACAACGCGGGUUUAAGAACAUUGGAUAUGGAUCUGUCUCCUGUGAAAAUCGUGGGGCUGAUAUUGAAUCAGCCGUUCUUUGGUACUAUGAAGAGGACGGAAUCCGAGAUUAAAUUGAUUAACGAUAGGGUAUUACCGUUGCCAGUUAGCGAUCUGUUGUGGUCGCUGGCGUUACCGGAGGGGAGCGAUCGCGAUCAUGAGUAUUGUAAUCCGAUGGUUGUUGGGUGUAUGGAAGAUAAGAUCGGACGGCUGCCAAGAUGCUUGAUUAGGGGAUAUUUUGGGGACCCACUUAUUGAUCAGAUACGUAACCUUGUAAAGAAAUUGGAAUCACGUGGAGUGCACGUGGAGACGAGUUUUCUUGAUGGAUUUCAUGCUACGGAAUUUGUUUUUAAAGAUAAAGCCCUGGCCCUUUAUGAUGAUGUAUUAAAUUUUGUUUCUUCAAAGCCCAUUUCUUCUAUAUGAAUAGGCCCAUUUUAGUAUUGGGCUUCAAAUAAUAUAUUCUAUUAAUGUUAAAGUUGGAUUAA